Molecule: messenger RNA, 303 nt
Organism: Dibothriocephalus latus
Lineage: Eukaryota; Metazoa; Platyhelminthes; Cestoda; Diphyllobothriidea; Diphyllobothriidae
Source: the annotation of a GenBank genome assembly
AUGAAGGCCCUUUCUGUUAUUGUCCUCGCACUCUCCUUCCUCCUCCUUCUUCUCCUGGUUAAUCCCGAUGUGAAAGCCGAUGCCGCAGCUAUCAAAAGUCGUAAAACAGAAGAGAGACAUCUGCCAGCCCUGCUUAUCCAACCAGUCAGCAGCGCUGCCAUCAAUUCCUCGGAGAAAGCUGCCAACCUGCGCCUGUCCAAGGUGGUGCGACUGCUGGAACUGUUUGUGGCCCUGCUGCAUGUAGAAGACAUCAGCGAUGAGGACGGGCCGGGGGAUACGGAGUUCCGGACACACAAGAUCUAG